UUUCAUUUUUACUACUCCGAAUCGGCCUCUGAAAGGCGGAGAAGGACGUCGUAAAUUCUCUGAAACCCUCAAAUCGGAACCCUGCUCCAAAAGCUCGCUCAAUCAAUCAACAACUCGAAUUCAGAUUUCGAACAAUCGGCCAAGAUGGUUUUAGCACAGCUUGGAGGGAGCAUCUCCCGUGCCCUCCAGCAGAUGAGCAAUGCGACGGUCAUUGACGAGAAGGUUUUGAACGAAUGUCUCAACGAGAUCACCCGUGCUCUUCUUCAAUCCGAUGUCCAAUUCAAGCUUGUCCGUGACAUGCAGACCAAUAUCAAGAAAAUUGUCAAUCUGGAUGACCUCGCCGCCGGUCAUAAUAAGCGCAAGAUCAUUCAACAAGCUGUAUUUAAUGAAUUGUGCAAAAUGCUUGAUCCUGGGAAGCCAUCUUUUACGCCAAAGAAAGGAAAAACUAGUGUUAUCAUGUUUGUUGGUUUGCAAGGGUCUGGGAAGACCACAACAUGCACAAAGUAUGCAUAUUAUCAUCAGAAGAAAGGCUGGAAGCCUGCCUUGGUGUGUGCAGAUACAUUCAGAGCUGGUGCUUUUGAUCAAUUGAAGCAGAAUGCAACCAAAGCAAAGAUUCCCUUUUAUGGAAGUUACAUGGAAUCAGAUCCUGUAAAAAUUGCGGAGGAAGGUGUGGAGAGAUUCAAGAAAGAAAAUUGUGAUCUCAUAAUUGUUGAUACCAGUGGGCGUCACAAACAAGAAGCUGCUCUUUUUGAAGAAAUGCGGCAAGUUUCUGAAGCAACGAAACCAGAUCUUGUUAUAUUUGUUAUGGAUAGCAGUAUUGGUCAGGCAGCAUUUGACCAAGCUCAAGCAUUCAAACAAAGUGUUGCAGUUGGUGCUGUGAUUGUGACUAAAAUGGAUGGUCACGCAAAGGGAGGUGGUGCUCUUAGUGCUGUUGCAGCAACAAAGAGUCCAGUCAUUUUCAUUGGAACUGGAGAACACAUGGAUGAGUUUGAAGUUUUUGAUGUUAAACCAUUUGUCAGCCGUCUCCUAGGCAUGGGAGACUGGUCUGGAUUCAUGGAUAAAAUUCAUGAAGUCGUGCCAAUGGAUCAGCAACCAGAGCUUUUACAAAAGCUUUCCGAAGGAAAUUUUACUUUGAGAAUUAUGUACGAGCAGUUUCAGAACUUGCUUAAGAUGGGUCCAAUUAGCCAGGUGUUUUCAAUGCUUCCUGGAUUUAGUGCUGAAUUGAUGCCAAAAGGGCGUGAAAAGGAAAGCCAAGCGAAACUAAAACGCUACAUGACAAUGAUGGACUCAAUGACUGAUGAAGAAUUGGAUAGCUCAAACCCGAAGCUCAUGAACGAGUCAAGAAUGAUGCGAAUAGCACGAGGUUCAGGUCGCCGCAUUCAGGAAGUAAUGGAAAUGAUGGAAGAGUACAAACGCCUCGCCAAGGUAUGGAGCAAGAUGAAAGGGCUGAAGAUCCCAAAGAAGGGCGAAAUGAGCGCUCUAUCUCGAAACAUGAAUGCACAGCACAUGAGUAAGGUCCUUCCACCCCAGAUUUUGAAGCAAAUUGGCGGGAUGGGUGGCUUACAGAGCUUGAUGAAGCAAAUGGGUUCCAAUAAAGAUAUGAUGGGGAUGUUUGGAGGUGGAGACAAGUAGAGCUUUGUUUCGAAGUUGGUUUGAGUUCUAUCUUUUACUCCAGCAAUUGGGUGGGUCUUGUGUUGCAGCAUAAUACCGACUGAUAUUCUACGUGAAAGACGAAGAAGACGACGACGACGACUCUUUCUCUGGAUUGAUUAAGCCAUUGGACAAAUAUGUAUACACUUGUUCUCUAGCAUGGUUUCACUUGCGACGGUUCGAGCUAAUUAUUUUUACCCUUUUUUCGACUCAGGAAUUUCACCUUCCCCUUAAUCAUCACCCACUUGUACUUUGUUGAAGAUGUUUAAAAUGUUUAGAAUGGAAUAAGGAUGUUUUAUGCUUCUAUGUCAACUAAUAAAUAGAGUUUAACAUUUU
Messenger RNA from Cucurbita maxima (winter squash), 1986 nucleotides. Its product is annotated as signal recognition particle 54 kDa protein 2. Lineage: Eukaryota; Viridiplantae; Streptophyta; Magnoliopsida; Cucurbitales; Cucurbitaceae. The coding region runs from base 145 to 1632 and encodes 495 amino acids. Gene Ontology annotation, biological process: SRP-dependent cotranslational protein targeting to membrane; SRP-dependent cotranslational protein targeting to membrane, translocation. Gene Ontology annotation, molecular function: GTP binding; ATP hydrolysis activity; endoplasmic reticulum signal sequence receptor activity. The record is from RefSeq and is a predicted model, not a curated record. Gene Ontology annotation, cellular component: cytosol; signal recognition particle, endoplasmic reticulum targeting. The transcript is spliced from 9 exons.